This is a messenger RNA of Quercus lobata, 2869 nucleotides long. RefSeq names its product putative disease resistance protein RGA3. NCBI's taxonomy places the organism in Eukaryota, Viridiplantae, Streptophyta, Magnoliopsida, Fagales, Fagaceae. The transcript has 2 exons. The record is from RefSeq and is a predicted model, not a curated record. Bases 469 to 2763 code for a protein of 764 amino acids. Gene Ontology annotation, molecular function: ADP binding; protein binding.
GUAACCAAACAACUUGUCACCAUCUGAACCCAUCUCCCAAAGUCAAACCUUAGAUCUGAGGCUGUCCUCCUAUAAUAAAAGCCUCUCAUCCUGUAAAUCUGAGUUUCUUACUUCCAACACAUCAAGAGAGCAUUCGUAUUAGUACAUUUGAUUUACUUCCUUUCCAAUUUCUGUUGCACCAGCUCAAGAACAUGGCUGCAAUUGGCUAUGGCAUCGCAGUCAAGGUCCUGGAGCUGCUUGGAUCCCGUACUUUCCAAGAGACCAGCUCGGCAUGGGGCGUCAAAAGUGAUCUGACAAAGCUUGAGCGCACUGUCAAAGCCAUCAAUCAAAGCCGUACUCUUGGAUGCUGAGGAGAAGCAAGUAAGUGACCAUGGGCUGAGUGUUUGGCUAGGGGAGCUCAAAGACGUUCUUAAAGAUGCCGAGAAUGUGUUGGAUGAAUUUCAGUACAUAGUUCUGCAGAAGGAAGUCAUGAAGAGAAACGGGAGCACUAGCAAAAAGGUGAGUAAUUUCUUUUCAAGUUCUAACCCACUUGCAAUCCGUUUUGAAAUGGCAGAUAAAAUCAAAAGUAUUAGGAAGAGGGUAGAUGAAAUUUCAGCUGAGAAAGAUAAAUUCAAUCUUGCUCAUGGACUUGAAGAUAGAAAGUUAAAUAUGCAGGAAAGGAGGGAAAUGACCCACUCCUUUGUUCAUCCUCGGAAUGUCAUUGGUAGGGAUGAUGCCAAAAAACAGAUUCUAGAUCUUUUGAUGCAGCAAGAUGCUGGCAGAAAUGUCAAUGUAAUUUCUGUGGUUGGGAUUGGAGGUUUGGGGAAGACCACACUUGCCAAGUUGGUUUAUAACGAUGAACAGGUAGUUGGCCAUUUUCAAUUGAGAAUGUGGGUAUGCAUAUCUGAAAAUUUUGAUAUUAUAUGGUUGAUAAAAGAAAUCCUUAAAUCUGCACUUGGUAAAAUUGAUGAGACUUUGAGUCUAGAUUGGUUGCAAAUUCACUUGAGAGAACUUAUAAAAGAUAAGAAAUUUCUUCUUGUCUUAGAUGAUGUUUGGAAUGAAGAUCGUAAAAAAUGGAUUGAAUUAGAAAAUUUGUUAGUUGGUGAUUGUAAUGGAAGUAAAAUCUUAGUGACAACACGGAAUAACUCUGUUGCUACUAUUAUGGGCACUACUACCACAUACAAUCUAAAAGGUCUACCCGAAGAGGACUGUAUGUCUUUGUUUGUGAAAUUGGCAUUUAAGGUAGGACAAGAAAAUCAAUAUCCUAACCUCUUAAAUAUUGGAAGAGAAAUUGUCAAAAAAUGUAAAGGGGUUCCAUUGGCAGUGAGUACUUUAGCUGGCCUACUUUAUUUAAAAGUUGAUGAACAUAAGUGCAAAUUUAUUAGAGAUAAUGAGAUAUGGAAUUUAGAACAAAAGGAAGGUGACAUCUUACCCGCAUUGAAGCUUAGUUACAAUCAAUUGCCAUUUCACUUGAAGCAAUGUUUUGCAUAUUGUUCUGUUUUUCCAAAGGAUUACGAAUUCAUUAAUUUUCGAUUGAUUCAAUUUUGGAUGACACAUGGAAUUCUUCAAUCACCUAAGGAUGAAAAUGUAGAGUUGGCAGAUGUUGGUGACUUGUAUAUCAAAGAGCUGUUGUCAAGAUCUUUCUUUCAAGAUGUUAGUCAAGAGGAAUUUGUGCCCAUGUAUACCUUUAAAAUGCAUGAUUUGGUCCAUGAUCUUGCACUCUCAAUUGCCAAAGGUGAGUGUUCGGUAGUAACCAAGAAGUCUACCCUUGUUGCAGAAGUUUGUCAUCUGUCAAUUUUGGAGAAUGGGCAAGAAGUUACAACACAAUUAGAGAAGUUGAGCAAAGUCAAGACUAUUAUUUUCAAAACAGAGCAACCUGCAUCCUUUCUUGAAGCAUGUAUCGCAAGAUUUAAGUACUUGCGGGUGCUUGAUCUGAGCAAUUCAUCCUUUGAGGUGUUGCCAAGUUCCGUUGGAAAUUUGAAACAUUUGAGAUAUCUUGACCUAUCAGGUAAUCGCAUAAUCAAGCAACUUCCAAAUUCCAUUUGCAAGCUACACAGUUUGCAAACUUUACUGCUUGCUGAUUGCAGCAAUCUUGAACGGUUACCAAAAGGUAUAAGGGACAUAAUUAGCCUCAGGUUUUUGUUUAUUACAACAAAGCAUACCUGCUUGUGGGAGAAGGCAGUAGGUUGCUUGGAUUCUCUUCGAUCUUUGUUGAUUUGGAGAUGUGAGAAUCUAAAAUGUCUGUUUGAAGAGAUGGAGGGGCACCUCACCAAUCUUCGAACGUUGUUUGUUGGAGAAUCUCCAAGUUUGACCUCUUUGUCACUCAAUAUCAAACACCUAACUGCCCUAGAGAACCUAAUAAUUGUGAAUUGUGAAGAACUUAGUUUGACGGAUAAAGAAGAGAAUCAAGAUCUCAAGUUAAGCCUCCGAUUGUUGAUGAUUGGGAAGUUACCUAAGUUGGAGGUUUUGCCUCAAUGGCUCCAAGCAUCUGCCAACACUUUACAACACCUAGUGAUUGUAGAUUGUUGUAAUUUCACUGCUUUGCCUGAGUGGCUGCCACAUUUGAAAUCACUUCAGAAACUUACAAUUAGAAAUUGCCCUAAGUUCUCAUCUCUCCCAGAGGGGAUGCAAGAUCUCAUUGCACUAAGAGAAUUUCAGAUUGAAUAUUGUCCUAAGUUGAGUAGAAAGUGCAGAGAAGAAGUUAGGCACAAGAUUGCUCAUGUACCAAACAUUAAUUUUGAUGACGAUUUGGAUGAGGACAGUGGAAGUUCAUCAGAGAGAUGAUGAUAUCAGCAUAUGUUUACAAGGAGAAGAUGAUGAGGAGUUCAACACAAGUCACAAUCAAUAGAGUCUAAAUGUUGCCCAAUUCAAAGUCACAUUUCCUUUUGUA